This is a messenger RNA of Adelges cooleyi (spruce gall adelgid), 3187 nucleotides long. RefSeq lists its product as uncharacterized. The transcript has 20 exons. Gene Ontology annotation, molecular function: alcohol-forming very long-chain fatty acyl-CoA reductase (NADP+) activity. Bases 54 to 3119 code for a protein of 1021 amino acids. Gene Ontology annotation, biological process: long-chain fatty-acyl-CoA metabolic process. Gene Ontology annotation, cellular component: peroxisome. The record is from RefSeq and is a predicted model, not a curated record. Lineage: Eukaryota; Metazoa; Arthropoda; Insecta; Hemiptera; Adelgidae.
CGUUGUUUAGGUAGUUUAGAGUUUUUAUCGAACCAAUAGACGACGAUCGUGCAAUGAUGGAAGGUGGUGAUAUUUUUAUACAGGAUUUCAUAAACGAUCUUCAAGAGUCGCCGGAAAGUCAAGUGCAGAAAUGUUUUAGAGGGUCAAACAUUUUCAUAACAGGCGGCACCGGAUUUGUCGGCAAAGUAGUAAUCGAGAAACUGUUGAGAUCUUGCCGUGAAUUGAAUAUGAUUUAUGUUGUUGCUCGGCCUUUAAACGGACAAACCCCUCACGAAAGAGUCAAAGAAAUGUUUACCAGUCCGCUGUUUGACCGGAUGAAAAUAGAAAAUCCUGGCUACGUCAAUCACGUGCAGGUGAUUUGCGGCGACUGCGCAAGUCCAAACAUAGGAAUCGCUGAAGAGGACUUAAGACAACUGAGUAGCAAAAUAAAUGUCGUUAUCCAUCUGGCGUCGAUAGCUGCCAACAGCAAUUGCACUCUGCGCUCUGCCAUUUACACGAACGUCCGGGCCACUAUCGAUCUUGUCGUUUUGGCUAAACGUUUUCCAAACCUCAAGGCUUUCAUACAUAUUUCGUCGGUGUUCGCUCAUCACGGCAUCUCAGAAGUUCACGAACAGUUCUACAGUUUCCCCAUGCCCGUCAGCACACUGGUACACAUGGCCGAAACGAUACCCGAUCACGUUCUUAACCGUUUGUCCACUGGACUGUUGUCCGAAUGGCCAGACGUGGUGACUUACACCAAAGCCGUAUCUGAACAAGUCAUACGUUCGGCCGGUCAUGAUUUUCCGGCUUGUAUCAUUCGACCAGGAUUCGUGUUGGGCACCGCUAACGAACCGAUAGCCGGUUGGACGAAUCAUCUGAAUAACUUGACAGGUUGCGCUUUAGGAUCCGGGCUGGGCUUGGUUCGGAUUUUCCACGGACCCAACGUCAAUGCCGAUAUCGUGCCCGUCGACAUGCUAGUGAAUCUGAUUUUAGCCGCUUGCUGGGAUAUUGUGGGCACCAUGUCCGACGUUGUCAACCAGGAAGUUCCCAGAGACAACAAGGAAAUGAUCAUCUACAACUAUGUGUCGUCCAACUACAAGUGUUGCACGUGGAAGCAGUUGGGUGAAAAGUUUUUCAAAAGCGAAAAAAGAGUGUCGUCGCCAAAUAAUUACUGCAGCUUGCCAUUAUAUUUUGUCACCGGCAAUACACUGUUGUAUUGGGUCAUUUCGUUAUUUUUACACACCAUACCGGGUAACGUGGUCGACACGUACCUUUGGGUGCUCGGCAAAGAGCCCAGGUUAAACGAAUUUUACAAGCGAGUACACGUGUCCGCCAAACAUUUGAACGCCUAUCAGCAAAUGCGUUUAAAGUGUUACAAUCAAAACGUCUUUCGGCUGAUGAACAAGUUGUCGGCCAGAGAUAAAAUCUUGUUUUGUUUUGACAUUAACACGUUGUCUUGGCACGAUUACUUCGAUAGGUACGUCCGCGGUCUACAAGUGUACUUGAUGGGAAAUCGUUUACAUAGGACUGCCUCGAACAGAACAAUUAAGAGACUGAUUACUAUACACUACAAUUUCAUUAUUUUCAUUUUUUCCAUCACAAUAUUAUAUUUUAUGACUGAAAUGACAGCCAUGAUUGAUAAAUCUCAAAGUGAAAUUCAACAAUUUUUUGCCGGUGCGAAUGUGUUCAUUACUGGAUCAACAGGGUUCGUUGGAAGUGUAUUGCUUGAAAAAAUACUCAGAGCGUGCUCGGUGAAACACGUAUAUUUAUUAGUCAGACAGAAAAAAGGGAAAAAUGCCAAUACCAGAUUAAACGAAAUGUUUAGCAUGCCGCUGUACAACAGACUGCGGAGUGAGCAGCCAGAAUUCAUCGAUAAAGUUUCGUUGAUAAACGGAGAUUGCGAAGAACCAAAUUUAGGUUUAUCGCCAAUCGACGAAGAAUACAUAAUUCGCAAUAUGCACAUAAUAAUCCAUUGCGCGGCCACGAUUAAUCUCAACGGAUCGCUCAAACGAACCACGUUCAUCAAUGUCAGAUCCACUAGGGAUUUAUUAUUGAUCGCUCGUCGAAUAUCCCAGUUAAAAUCCUUUGUUUACGUUUCGACCGCGUUCGUCAAUCCCAAUCAAGAAAUUUGCAAAGAGAUUAUUUAUGACUGUCACAUAUCAGGAGAUACAUUAAUCAAAAUGGCUGAGACGCUGCCAGAGUCGUUGAUGGAUUCCAUAACAAACGAGUGCUUAGGGACAUGGCCAAAUACGUAUACAUUGUCAAAAUGUGUAGCGGAAAAUCUAGUUAAGCAGUACGGUGAAAACAUGCCGAUAUGUAUAGCCAGACCAUCAAUCGUCGUGUUCACCAAAGAUGAACCGAUGGCCGGUUGGUUUACAUCGAUGAAAAGCGUUCCUGGCCUGUGCUUAGGAGUGGGGUUAGGUGUAGUUCGUGUAGUGUUAUUAGAUAACAAAGUUAUUGCCCCGAUCGUACCAGCCGACAAAGUGGCAAACUUCAUCAUCACUUCUGCUUGGCACGCUUCUAAAAGACGUCAAAACUCACUUAUUUCCGUGUUCACCUUUGUGCCGAAUAACACACAAAACCCAUUAACCUACGCUCAAUGUUUGGAAAAUAUCUUAAACGCUGAACUAAAAAAUAAGAUACAUUCUGAAAAACAAGUAUGGUAUCCAAAUAUCACAUUGACCAAAUCCGAAACGCUUUACAAAUUUUUGUUUUUUUGUUACCAUUACAUACCAGCUUUUUUUGUUGACAUAAUCCUGCGGAUCAGUGGAAAGGAGUUUAGGGUAGUGCCACUUUGCACCAAACUUUACACGAUGACCAAAGAAAUGCAGUACUUUUCUACUGGACAUUUUGCUUUUGACGAUCAAAAUUUGAAAACUUUAAUUAAAAAUCAAAGCGCAAAAGACAAAAUACUAUUCGAUAUGGACAUAACAUUAAUUAACUGGGAUACUUAUUUACUGGAAGCUGUCUAUGGAGUUAGGAGAAGCGUCUUGAACGAACUCGAUUCAACCAUUCCCGCAGCCGUAAAAAGACACCAAAAAAUUAUGAUUGCUUACUACGUAGUAAACGGAAUGAUUUAUACGAUUUUAUUUUAUAUCGCUUAUUUUAUAUUAAAAUAUGUAUUGAAAUGUAUUUUUUAAGGAAAAGAAAUGUGUUAUAAUAUUUGUUAUAUUAGUGUUUAAUUACAAUAAAAUACCAUACCUAUCUA